AUGGCCUAUGCCGAGAAGCGUGUCAGUGUUCGAAAGAAGAUUGCUAUCAAAUAUGGUCGCAAAAUUGUGCGCAUCGAGGUUGCAGAUCACGAAGAGUUCACCAUUCCUGAAGACCUCCUUUGCAAAAGAUCUAAAUUCUUCCAAAAGAACCUUCAGCCGAAGCGCAAACCUUUCGGUGUGGACACAGAAUGUCCCAUCUGCAAGGCAAAGCUUGAAUCCGGUAUCAACGAGCUCACCUUCUGCGCUAAUGGUUGCGGUCAUAAUUUUCACUACAAAUGUACGAAGCAGUGGAACACGGAGAAGCGUGAAACCAACCAACCAGUCAACUGCCCGUUCUGUCGCCAAGGCUGGCCCGGCGAUAGCAAGGAAAUCGCAGUACAUCAACACCAUGAUAUCAGCCCUGGACCAUUCUCGAUGCUUAUCGAAUGGUUGUAUCAUGGUCAUAUUGCUGUCAAAGACCUUUCCGACAACUCUGAUGACGAAGGGAUAGAUGAGACACCCGAACCCGACUUACACGAGUUGAUCGAAGCAUAUGUGCUAUGUCUCAAGCUCAAAAGCAGAAUGUUUUGUCGAGGUGUCCUAGAGGCGUUGCUAGAGAUUACUGAGGAAACUCGUAUCUAUCCCGACCAAUCCGACGUCCGUCUUGUCUACGAUAACACGACUAAAGGGGCAAUCAUAAGGCUCGUGUUGGUACGAAUGUACGCUCAAGCAGCACAAGGUCACUGGUUGAAGGAUGGGGAGAGCAUUGGAUAUUCUAGAAGGUUCCUUCGGGACUUGACAAUAGCUCUGCUCGAGAAGAGUCCUUGGGAAAGACGCUGGGACCUUGCUGAAAUGAAAGACAAAUAUGUCAUAGGGAAGAUGAUUGGGUAUGGAAGAAAGGACGGCGACGAACCGGAAGAGAUGAACAAUUUAUCAGAGGAACUGAGUUCAGAAUCGGAAUCAGGUGAAGACGAAGAAAUGCGGAGUUAAUAUUUCCCUAUAGUAAUAGGCUAACAGAGAAGGGA
Alternaria alternata is the source of this 1004-nucleotide messenger RNA. RefSeq lists its product as hypothetical. The transcript has 2 exons. Gene Ontology annotation, molecular function: zinc ion binding; ubiquitin protein ligase activity. NCBI's taxonomy places the organism in Eukaryota, Fungi, Ascomycota, Dothideomycetes, Pleosporales, Pleosporaceae. The record is from RefSeq and is a predicted model, not a curated record. Bases 1 to 969 code for a protein of 322 amino acids.